Colletotrichum karsti is the source of this 1107-nucleotide messenger RNA. RefSeq lists its product as uncharacterized. The record is from RefSeq and is a predicted model, not a curated record. The transcript has a single exon. Bases 1 to 1107 code for a protein of 368 amino acids. Lineage: Eukaryota; Fungi; Ascomycota; Sordariomycetes; Glomerellales; Glomerellaceae. Gene Ontology annotation, molecular function: dioxygenase activity.
AUGGACCAUGCCAUACCAAAGUUUACCCAACACUCACCAACGACCGAGGCCUUGGACUACGUCGACCUCGUAGAACUCGAUCUUGCCAGCUUUGAUAAUUCCGCAACCCGAGAAAAGCUCGCUGAGCAACUUCUCGAUGCCGUAAUCAAUGAUGGCUUCUUCGCGCUUUCCAAUCAUGGUAUCCCGGAAGACGUCUACUCCUCACAAGUCGACCUUGCUCAUGCAGUCCUGUCAAUCCCAGACGAGGAAAAGAAGCAAUACGAAACACCACCACACGAAGAUGCUCGCGGCCGAUAUGUGGGGUUCAAACCUGCCGGUGGCUCAAGCAGCAAAGCCUGCUCCCACAAAACCCUCGACCACUACAAUGUUCCAGCCUGGGAUCUAGAGAUUCGAAAGCACCCGCCGCUUUUGCAACCGUAUCUCAACCAAGUUUCAACAUUCAUGGAACUCAUUCGACAGAAAGUACUCAGUAAGCUACUGACGCUGGUCUCACUGGUUCUCGAAGUCCCGGAAGAGCGCAUCAUCUCCACACAUGCACCGGAAUUGGAGACUACCGAUUACCUUCGAUACGUUCUUUACAACCCUCGACCAGCCAACGAUAGCCAACAAUAUCGGGACCUGUAUCUUGCAGGACACACCGACUUGGGAUCGUUCACGUUUCUGUUCUCCCAGCCCGUCUCGUCGCUGCAAAUUCGAACACUGGCCGGCGAUUGGAAAUGGGUGCCGUACCUCCCAGGCCGCCUCAUCGUUAACGUGGGCGAAGCUUUGGAGUUGAUGAUGGGUGGUCUUUUCAGAGCGACUGUUCACCGUGCUGUUAAGCCGCCGGCCGAUCAGGAGAGGGCGAAGAGGAUCGGUGUGAUGUAUUUCGCCCGGCCGAGUAACGGGCAGAGAUUGGAGCCGAUUGAUAGCCCCCUGCUCCGCAGAAUGGGCAUUGACAAACCGUUGGAUGUCAAGGUCUAUACAAUGGCUGACUAUCCUUAUGCGAGAAAACAUGGGUGUAAGAGACUAGACUUUGACCAAGGCAAGCCCAGGAGGCAGAGGCUUCAAGACAUGCAGACCGACUAUGUAGAUAAACAACCUGCUCAAGAGCCAGGCAUCACAACUUAA